UCAUUUGACUUUUUAAUUGCUGCUAUAUCCUAGGCAGACAUGAUAACUCCUCAGUCUUUUUUCCCCUGUUAAAGGAUCCCAUACAUUCAGAAUCCAUCAAAAUAAAUGUUGGAAUACAAGAUUACAAAUACCUGGGACAGCAUAAAGGUGAUGCAUGAGCCAGUGAUCAUCAGAUUUAAGGCAGGUGACCAAGGAUUAAUAAUGGAAGUGAAUUCCCUGUUCUUUGAUGACCUUUCUGCCCCAUCUGGUGAGCCAGGAAAGCCUUUUGAUGGACUCUGGGAUUACGAAGUUGUUGAAUCCUUUUUUCUGAAUAGUGAGACUAAAGACUAUCUUGAAGUGGAACUUUGCCUGCAUGAACAUCUUGUAUUAUUGCUCUCUGGAGGAAACUGUUUUGAAAAAGGACUUGACUUGAUAUUUAAAGCAGACAUAAACUGGAACAAAUGGAAUGGCACAGCACUUAUUCCUUGGAGGUAUUUCCCACCUGGUGUUGACAAGAUGAAUUCAUAUGCCAUCCAUGGGUCUGAGAUUGGAAGAACAUAUGAGGCACUCUAUCCAAUACCUAGAGAGGAUAUUGAACAGGGACAGGGGCCUAAUUUCUAUCAUCUGGAGUAUUUCAAAAGGUUCAGUCUAAAGUGGAUUAUGGGAGAGAACUGGGAGCAACCUGCAUCAGACCUGUGGAAAUAGCUUAAUCAGUGUCUACAAUCAAGUAACUCUCUAAAUCACAAACACAGUUAUUUAAAAAACAAAACAAAACAAAACAAACUCCAGCAAAAAACAACCCCCCCCCCCCAACUACUUAAAAAUCUGUUUUCAAAUUGCUGGAACUAAGUUGUAUUCUGUCACGGCUUCAAAUUGAUGUGGCAAUUAAAAGAAAUAAUUU
This is a messenger RNA of Chelonoidis abingdonii (Abingdon island giant tortoise), 880 nucleotides long. The record is from RefSeq and is a predicted model, not a curated record. Lineage: Eukaryota; Metazoa; Chordata; Testudines; Testudinidae.